Arachis duranensis is the source of this 2164-nucleotide messenger RNA. RefSeq names its product transcription initiation factor IIF subunit alpha. The transcript is spliced from 9 exons. The record is from RefSeq and is a predicted model, not a curated record. Gene Ontology annotation, biological process: transcription initiation at RNA polymerase II promoter; positive regulation of transcription elongation by RNA polymerase II. Gene Ontology annotation, molecular function: RNA polymerase II general transcription initiation factor activity; DNA binding; TFIIF-class transcription factor complex binding. Lineage: Eukaryota; Viridiplantae; Streptophyta; Magnoliopsida; Fabales; Fabaceae. The coding region runs from base 175 to 1791 and encodes 538 amino acids. Gene Ontology annotation, cellular component: transcription factor TFIIF complex; nucleus.
UCGGGAGAUGAAUUCAGUGUCGUCCCGUCGUCGUAGAUAUUAUUACAUACAUAACAUUACAAAUCGGUGGUGCGCGCCGCUGAGUUAAAAUCUUAGAAGAUGCGCACCAAAAAUUGCUAUUGAAUUUAUUGCUAUUAAAAUCUUAGCGUUUUGGAUUGAUUGAUUACCGGGAAAAUGUCGAUGGACCUGCAACUGAAGGCGUCGUGCGGUGGAUGUGGAUCAACCACCGACCUUUACGGAAGCAAUUGCAAGCACAUGACUCUCUGUUUGACCUGCGGCAAGACCAUGGCUGAGAAAAAGGCCAAAUGCAUCGAUUGUGGCGCCACCAUCACUCGCUUGAUUCGAGAAUAUAAUGUUCGUGCAAGCUCAACCACUGACAAAAAUUACUUCAUUGGAAGAUUCGUGACUGGGUUGCCUAAUUUCUCUAAGAAGAAAAGUGCUGAAAACAAGUGGUCCCUGCAGAAGGAUGGACUGCAGAACCGCCAAAUUACUGACGCUUUGCGGGAGAAGUACAAGAACAAGCCUUGGCUGUUGGAGGAUGAAACGGGUCAGUCCCAAUACCAGGGUAAUCUCGAAGGUGCACAAUCAGCUACAUAUUACCUUCUCAUGAUGGAAAGGAAGGAGUUUGUCGCCAGGGUGGUGUUCCUCUGGUACAACUUUAACAAGGUUGCACAGUAUAAGCAAUUGACUCUGGAGGAAGCAGAAGAGAAAAUUAAGAAUAGAAAGAAAACUGCAGAUGGAUAUGAAAGAUGGAUGAUGAAAGCUGCAAAUAAUGGACCUGCUGUAUUUGGUGAACGUGCAAAAUUUGAAGAGAAGGAGAGCACUGCCGGGAAAGGCCGCAAAAAGGGUGGUGAUGAUGAUGAGGGUCAUGUCUCUGAUAAGGGAGAGGAGGACGAAGAGGAGGAGGCAACAAGGAAGCAUAGACUUGGACUUGAUAAAAGAGAUGGCGAUGAUGAUGAAGAAGGUCCAAGGGGAGGUGACCUUGAUCAGGAUGAUGAUGAUAUUGAGAAGGGUGAUGAUUGGGAACACGAAGAGAUUUUCACUGAUGAUGAUGAAGCUGUUGGCAAUGAUCCCGAGGAAAGGGAAGAUUUGGCUCCUGAAGUUCCUGCUCCUCCUGAAAUCAAGCAGGAUGAGGAGGAUGAGGAUGAAGAUAAUGAAGAUGGAGGUGGUCUGAGUAAAUCUGGGAAAGAGCUGAAGAUGUUGCUUGGACGAGCUGGUGGCAUGAAUGAAUCUGAUGCCGAGGAUGAUGACGAUGACGAAGAUGAGGAUGACGAUGCUAGCAUCCCUGCUGCAUUUGCUCCAAAGCAGAAGGAUGCACCUAAGGAAGAGCCAGCUGACAAUAGUCCGAUAAAACCUGCAGCAUCAGGAACUGCUCGGGGAACUCCCUCUACUUCUAAGUCUUCAAAGGGGAAGAGGAAAUUAAAUGAGGAUUCAAAAGCAUCUAAUAGUGCACAACCAAAGAAAGUUAAAACAGAAAACGAAACAAAACCAACUGUGAAAGAAGAAAAUGGGUCUGCAUCCAAAAGUAACGGUCCUUCAAAGGGUACAUCACCAGCACCAUCAUCAAAGGCAGGGUCUUCUUCUGCAGCUUCUGGACCCGUGAGUGAAGAAGAAAUCAGAGCUGUUUUAAUGCAAAAGACUCCAGUAACCACACAAGUUCUCGUAGCCAAAUUCAAAGGAAGACUAAAAACUUCUGAGGAGAAAACGGCUUUUGCGGACCUCCUGAGGAAAAUGUGUAAGAUACCGAAGGGUAAUGGAGGAUCCCGUUAUGUUAUUUUAAGAGAUAAAUGACAAAAUUGACAAUGGGAUGAAAAGAAGCUAUUACAACCAUAGCGCCAUUGUUCCAAAAGCGUUGACAAAUUUUAUAUUGUUAUCGUUUGCGGUUUUUAGCCCUCAAAACCCCAGAAAACAGGGAGAGGCAGCUGUUCUAAUUUUUGUUGUUAAUUGUUUUUGAGACACUAUAUAUGACACAUAUCAUUGAGGUUAUUCAGUGUGUAAUUCAUUGUACAUCAAUAUUGCACAUGCGCUAUUCAUGAACUGUUUUAUUAAAAACAGAUGACAGGAGGAAGCAAUGACGCUAUUUCUUUCUGCUCAGGAUGCAGCUGUUUAUAAUUGUGAUGUAAUCUGCGCAAAAAGUUAUGACAUAUUUUUAGUUUUUAACCCA